Messenger RNA from Dictyostelium discoideum AX4, 378 nucleotides. RefSeq lists its product as hypothetical. The coding region runs from base 1 to 378 and encodes 125 amino acids. The transcript is spliced from 3 exons. NCBI's taxonomy places the organism in Eukaryota, Evosea, Eumycetozoa, Dictyosteliales, Dictyosteliaceae. The record is from RefSeq and is a predicted model, not a curated record.
AUGAUAAAGGAAGAAGAUGAACAAUUAAUUAAAAAAGAAGUUAAAUCUAUUUCAAUUGAAGAUGAUCUUUAUGAUGAAGAUAGUUAUUGUUUGGAUUGUGGGCAAUUUAAAACACACUACUCCAGACAUUGUAGUAGUAUUCAUCAACAAGUUAAUGUUAAUAAAGUUAUAAUGGAUCACUGUAAACGUUAUCCCAGAGAAUCAUUUAGAGCGAGAGAUGCCGAAUGGGAUAGAACAAGAAAGAUAGUAGAAAAGCAACUACGUCAAGAACUAAGAUGCACUGAUAACCGAGAGUCAAUCAAUAGGACCGCAUCAAUAAAAAGAAGACUCGAAAAAUUCAAAUAUGUCGCUAGUUCGAUUCCUAUUUUAAAGAAUUAA